AUGGCACCAACUUUAUCAACGACUUCGCUUCUAGACUCUCUCAAGGCCAUUGAGCUGCUCAAGAACAUGAUUCUUGACCAAGUUCGCGCCCUGUACGGCCAUUCGUACCCUACUUCCCAAUACACCUUCUCUGUUAUCACCUCCGUUCUCUACUCCGGCGAACUCAAGCCCCCGAACGAGCGCUACAUCGCUGAAGUUAUCGUCUAUACCGCACCUGCAUCAUUAGCCGAAUGGGAGCUAGUGCUCAGGGGUGAAGACGCCGAAUCGACUGUCGAGGCCAUGGAGAACCUGUACUACUCGGUACAGCAGGAAGUCCGUAAUGUCACUCGCAAUAUGGGGUAUGGUGAUGUCUGGAAUGAAGCGAAAGCCAAAGAGCGGUAG
Alternaria viburni is the source of this 381-nucleotide messenger RNA. RefSeq lists its product as uncharacterized. The record is from RefSeq and is a predicted model, not a curated record. Lineage: Eukaryota; Fungi; Ascomycota; Dothideomycetes; Pleosporales; Pleosporaceae. The transcript has 3 exons. The coding region runs from base 1 to 381 and encodes 126 amino acids.